Acinonyx jubatus (cheetah) is the source of this 3283-nucleotide messenger RNA. It is a transcript of the gene ACSM5, whose product is annotated as acyl-CoA synthetase medium chain family member 5. The transcript is spliced from 15 exons. Lineage: Eukaryota; Metazoa; Chordata; Mammalia; Carnivora; Felidae. Gene Ontology annotation, cellular component: mitochondrial matrix. Bases 518 to 2284 code for a protein of 588 amino acids. Gene Ontology annotation, biological process: acyl-CoA metabolic process; fatty acid biosynthetic process. Gene Ontology annotation, molecular function: fatty-acyl-CoA synthase activity; fatty acid ligase activity. The record is from RefSeq and is a predicted model, not a curated record.
UUGUGACAGAGUAGGACCCGGAGGCCGCCGAGUUUCCUAAAGAAAUCCAGAGGCAAAAAUGAAGACCCUUCCCAGACACACGGGAACCACAGCAGCCUGAGCAGCAGUGUUCCACAUUCUGGGGUUCUGGAGACCAGGGUGGCCCUGGAUAAGAAUGGCCAUUGUUGGAUGACGUGGUGACCUGAAUUUUCAGGGAAGACGUUCCACCAGAGCUGGAGUUUAAUCUCCCAGCCCUGCGAGCUCUGAGAAAAACUUGUUGGUGGAGCCACACUCACAGGCUUCAAGCUUGCUGGCCAGUUGAAGUUACCUUGUCCUCUGCUGGCUUCAGGCUCUGCUCUCUCUUGGCUGCAUCUGGGGCCAAACUUCCCUGUGGGAGGCUGAGUCAGCAGAUUGCCUUCUCCAGCAGUCCUGGAGGAACCUGAAUGUUUAUAGGCAUUAAAGCCUGUAUUCAGCUGAAGCAGAACACCGAAGCCCUUUUGCAUUUCUUGGGUUCAAGAGCAAGACCAGAGGCAAUAACAUGAUGCCAUGGCUAAGAGGACGAGUCCUCAAGGUGCUGAGAAGUGCGCGGGGAUUCUGUGGGCCUCAUGGACAACCACCACCUCUACUUGACCCUCAGGACAUUGUGGCUACCUGGGAAGCAAUCAGCCUGGGGAGGCAGCCAGUGCCUGAGUACUUCAACUUUGCUCACGAUGUACUGGACAUGUGGAGCCAGCUAGAAAAGGCUGGACACAGGCCCCCGAUCCCUGCAUUCUGGUGGGUCAGUGGCGCGGGAGCAGAAGUCAAGUGGAACUUUGAGCAGCUGGGGCAGCAGUCCAGGAGGGCAGCGAAUGUGCUGAGGGACACGUGUAGCCUUCAGCCUGGGGACAGGAUGAUGCUGGUGCUCCCGCGGCUCCCGGAAUGGUGGCUGGUCAGCGUGGCAUGUAUACGGACAGGGGCUGUCAUGAUUCCGGGUGUCUCUCAGCUGACGGAGAAGGACCUCAAAUACAGGCUGCAGGCAUCCAGGGCCAAGUCCAUUAUAACCAGUGACUCCCUGGCUCCGCGGGUUGACGCCAUUAGUGCUGACUGCCCCUCCCUUCAGACCAAGCUACUGGUGUCAGACAGCAGUCGGCCAGGCUGGAUGAACUUCAGGGAACUCCUCCGCGAGGCAUCCACAGAGCACAACUGUGUGAGGACCAAGAGUCAAGACCCACUGGCCAUCUACUUCACAAGUGGCACUACUGGGGCCCCCAAGAUGGUUGAGCACUCCCAGGCCAGCUAUGGACUGGGUUUUGUGGCCAGUGGAAGGCGUUGGGUGGACUUGACCAAAUCAGACAUCUUCUGGAACACCUCAGACACGGGCUGGGUGAAGGCAGCCUGGACCCUCUUCUCUGCCUGGCCUAAUGGAUCUUGCAUUUUUGUGCAUGAACUGCCCCGAGUUGAUGCCAAGGUUAUUCUGAAUACUCUCUCCAGUUUCCCGAUUACCACCCUCUGCUGUGUCCCCACCAUCUUCCGGUUGCUUGUACAGGAGGAUCUGACCAGGUACCAGUUUCAGAGCCUGAGGCACUGUCUGACCGGAGGAGAGGCCCUGAAUCCUGACGUGAGAGAGAAAUGGAAGAGCCAAGUGGGCCUGGAGCUGCAUGAAGGCUACGGCCAGUCUGAAACAGUUGUAAUCUGUGCCAAUUCAAAAGGCAUGAAAAUCAAAUCUGGAUCCAUGGGGAAAGCGUCCCCACCUUAUGAUGUGCAGAUUGUGGAUGAUGAGGGCAACAUCCUGUCUCCGGGAGAAGAGGGAAAUGUUGCUGUCCGAGUCAGGCCUGUCCAGCCCUUCUGUUUCUUCAGUUGCUAUUUGGACAAUCCUGAGAAGACAGAGGCAUCAGAACGAGGGGACUUUUACAUCACAGGGGACCGAGCCCACAAGGACAAGGAUGGCUACUUUUGGUUCAUGGGACGAAAUGACGAUGUGAUCAAUUCCUCAAGCUACCGGAUUGGGCCUGUUGAAGUGGAAAGUGCCCUUGCUGAGCACCCAGCUGUCCUGGAGGCUGCUGUGGUCAGCAGUCCAGACCCCAUCAGAGGGGAGGUGGUGAAGGCUUUUAUAGUCCUUUCUCCAACUUACUCCUCUCAAGAUCCAGAGAAACUAACUCGGGAGCUCCAGGAGCAUGUGAAGAGGGUGACUGCUCCAUACAAGUACCCCAGGAAGGUGACCUUUGUUUCAGAACUGCCCAAGACGGUUUCUGGAAAGAUCCAAAGGAGUAAAUUGAGAAGCCAAGAGUGGGGGGAGACGAGAGGCAGCCCACGAAAGGCCCCAUAGGCCUCAGAAGCUUCUAAGAGGAGCUGGUGCGAUCACUGGUCAGUCCUUGUUUGGAGCAUCAUCCCUUCCACCUUACAGUAUCAGAGGCUUUCAGUUCCAAAUGGGCAUCUCCAGAAUCAUUGGAGGAAACUGGAAGACCCUGGAGGAAGAGAACAGAAGAACAUCACUAACCCAGAGUGCACAUCCACCACCAGUCUAGUGGCGGUGUUUGGUGGUUUGACUUCCCCCUCCUCUGUCUGGAGGCAUCCUCAGCAGCCGCCCACUGGUCUUCCUUCCAGCCGGCUCUCUGAAGGACAGGUCAUCACAGAGUCAGGGCACCUGUGAUCUCAUUCACUGCCCGUUGGAGUAUAACCACUCGACCCUUUUGAUAAAGCCAUUUGGUAAUCACAUCCAGGGUCAUAAAAAAUUGGUCAUAUCCUUUAGCUCAGAAAUUCUGUUUAGCAGUCAUUAUAAAAGAAAGGAGUCAGGGGUGCCUGGGCGGCUCAGUUGGUGAAGCGUCCAAAUCUUGGUUUCAGCUCAGGUCAUGAUUUCACGGUUCAUGAGAUAGAGACCCACGCUGGGCUCUGUGCUGACAGCUCGGAGCCUGCUUGGGAUUCUCUCUGUCUCUCUCUCUCUGUGCCCCUCCCCUGCUCAUAUUCUGUCUCAAAAUAAAUAAAUAAACUUAGGGAGAAAAAAAAAGGAAGGAAUUCAAAGGACAUUUCUGGAGCAUUGUGUUAAAACUGAAAAAAAUUGGAAAAUUCAAUGUCCAACCAAUAAGGCAAUGAUUAACUCAAGUGUAAUAGAUUAACUCAAUAAAUAUUGAGGCUUUAAAAAAUAUGCCUUGGGGAAAACUUGAGCUAAAUUAAUUUUAAAUCAGAAUAAAAACAGUAUAUGUAUAGUGGAGAACCAAAACUUUGAAAGGGAAAGGGAAAACUAUGGAAAAAUGCCUGAAAGGAAGUACUUGUGCUAAGAGCAAUAUUCCUGGGGAUUGAAAAUAGUGGACGAUAGUUCUUUCCUUUC